UGGGCGGGGCCGCGGCGGUCACGUGAUGUUUGGGUGCCGGCUGUGACGGGCGCGCGGCGGCAGGAACAAUACUGCUGAGCUGGGCCUUGGGUCCAUUGGGUUAUUGCUGCCAAGUUCCCAACAAGUGGCUCCGCAGCACAGCGGAAUAAAAUUGUGGGUGAGAUUAGAAGAAAUUCUUGUGUGCCCAGGAGAGCAGGACUUGGGAAGCAGCUGGUUCGAAGUGCAAUCCAGCAUCCAUCACUAUCCAGAAAAUGUCUUAUGGAUCCAUUGAUGGGAGUGGAUUUGGGAGCAGGAACCCAUUUGGAGGCCCUUCCAGACAAGGCUAUCAACCUCUAGCCACUCAGAUUGAUCCCAGUGAGCUGCAGGAACUUUUUCAGGAGACUUCGGCUAAUGUCUUCCGAAUUAACUCCAAUGUGACCUCUCUGGAGAGAAGUCUUCGAUCCCUGGGGACCUCAAACGAUACUCAAGAGCUGCAGGAUGGACUGCAUGCCACCCAGCAGGAGACUAAUAAAACCAUCACGACUAGCACCAAAGCCAUCAAGCAGCUGUCUGAGGUUGUCAGAGGCUCAUCCAGGCAAGAAAGGCUUCAGCUGGACAGGCUGAAGAACCAACUCUCAGAUGCCAUCCAGAGAUACGGAGCUGUGCAGAAAAAAAUAGCAGAGAAAUCCAAAUCUUUGCUUCCUACUGGGCAAAGAAGCACCAAACAGCAGAGCCCCAGGGCCCCCUUCUCUGACCUGCCUGAUGAUGAGAAGAUCUUUAAUGGAGGCGAUGGCGUGUGGCAGAGCCAGGGCCAGGACCAAGCCUUGCUCUCGGAAAUCACGGAGGAGGAUUUGGAAGCCAUCCGCCAGCGGGAAGAGGCCAUCCAGCAGAUUGAGAGUGACAUGUUGGAUGUGAACCAGAUCAUCAAAGACCUGGCCUCCAUGGUGCACGAGCAAGGAGACACAAUAGAUAGCAUUGAAGCCAACAUUGAGGCCUCUUCUUCCAAUGUAGAAUCAGCCAAUGAGCAGUUGGCAAAAGCAAGUCAGCACCAACUACGAGCCAGGAAGAUGAAGUGCUGCCUUCUGUCCAUCGCCUUGGCUGUUCUGCUGCUCGUUGUCAUCAUCAUCGCGGUCUCUGUCAAGCGCUGACCUGCCUGAGCUUCCCACAGAGGCCGUGGUCACCCUGGGAUGGAUUCUCAAGGCACUGCACAUUCAGGCCCCGCGUCCGUGUCUGCAUUUCUGAUCACGUCAUGUUAAUCCUGCUAUAGCCAACAAGCACUAAUUGUAUGAAAGAAAAGCCAAGUUUUAUACUGUGUGUUGGUAUCAUUGUGAAUAAUUUUGCCUAUUUUUCCCCCUCUUCAUCACAGGCAUGUUUUACCUUAUGUUACAGAUUUUAAUUGUGCCCCCUCUAUCUGGGGAAUUCGAUUUCUUUGCCUCCAGAUUUGCUAUACCAUGUGCUGUAAGACAAGUAGCUGUUAAUUCAUCUCUGUUGUUUGUGUUUUUAACAUGCUCCUGAUCUCCAAUUCUGCUCAUUUAAAACCGUGAAAGUCAA
This is a messenger RNA of Melospiza melodia melodia, 1530 nucleotides long. RefSeq names its product t-SNARE domain containing 1 (gene TSNARE1). The transcript has 14 exons. Lineage: Eukaryota; Metazoa; Chordata; Aves; Passeriformes; Passerellidae. Gene Ontology annotation, biological process: intracellular protein transport; vesicle fusion; vesicle-mediated transport. Gene Ontology annotation, cellular component: membrane; SNARE complex; endomembrane system. Bases 252 to 1127 code for a protein of 291 amino acids. Gene Ontology annotation, molecular function: SNAP receptor activity; SNARE binding. The record is from RefSeq and is a predicted model, not a curated record.